GAGAGAGAGAGAGAGAGAGAGAAUGGAAGGUGAGAGAAGAAGGAAGAUAAUGGUUGCCAUGGAAUACAAUGAAGAGAGCAUCUAUGCCUUGGAAUGGGCUAUGACUUAUAUCAUAAUUCCUGCAACAUCGCUUGAUUCAGAAGUGUUUGAUCAUCUGGUUAUUUUAUUUAUAGUCCCCAAAGCUCCCUGGACUGCAACAAUUAUAGGAAAAGAGUCUUUAGUCACAAGCCAAUCGUUGAGUGAUGAUGAUCAUGAGAAUAAACAGAUUCAGAUGGCUCGUGGUGUUGCUGAACGAGUCAGAAAUAUGUGUGAGAAACAUAACAUAUCGUAUGAGAUGAAGACCAUAGCUGGAGAAGAAGCCAAAGCCCAGAUAUGUAAGGCAGCUAACACACUUGGGGUGGACCUCUUGGCUGUCGGCGACCAUCAGUACGGCGGAUGCAAAAGUUGCAGGCUGUUCUCAACUGGAAGUGUGGUGGACUAUUGCCUUCAGCAUGCCAAGUGCCCUGUCAUGGUUGUGAAAAGACGCCAUUACUGUUUAAACUAAUCACUUCAUCAAGAAGAA
Telopea speciosissima is the source of this 562-nucleotide messenger RNA. Its product is annotated as universal stress protein PHOS32-like. The record is from RefSeq and is a predicted model, not a curated record. Lineage: Eukaryota; Viridiplantae; Streptophyta; Magnoliopsida; Proteales; Proteaceae. Bases 23 to 544 code for a protein of 173 amino acids. The transcript has 4 exons.